GCUGCGAACCGAUAACGUUUGGGAAUAAAUCAAUUUUUAUGCAGCAAAAUUGUCUGUUUGAUUCGCUUAUUGCAUACGAUAUUAUCAUUUGUGCGGAGGAAUCGGCAUAGAAUUGUGUGUUUUAUAUUAGUCUCCCUAAUUACAAAUCCACCAUGCCGGUGGGAAAGAGUAAUAAGAUGCAGGCCCACAUCGGGUAUCGUGUGCGUGUAACACUGCGCGAUUCGCGGAGCUUUGUGGGGACCUUCAAAGCUUUUGAUAAAUACAUGAACCUCAUCCUAUCCGACUGUGAGGAAUUCCGAAAGAUCCGACCAAAGAACAAGCAGCAAGCGGAGCGCGAGGAAAAACGCGUGCUGGGUUUCGUGCUGCUGCGCGGAGAAAAUAUUGUCUCCAUGACGGUUGAAGGUCCGCCGCCAAACGAGGAUGUCAUUCCUCGCGUCCCGAUCCCGGGAAUGAUGCCCGGCAUGGGUGUGGGACGGGCAGCCGGUCGUGGCCUGCCCAUGUCGGUGCCUCCGGGCGCGUCAGCGCCGCCCACCGUCCCUUCGGGAUUGUCCGGACCAGUGCGGGGUGUGGGCGGACCUCCGCCGGGUGUCAUGGCACCGGGUGGUGUCCCGGCCGGAAUGAUGCGGGGUCCGCCGCCAGGCUUCCCCAUGCAGGGACCACCAGGAAUGCCGGGUAUGCCACCACCACGCGGUAUGCCGCCGCCACCGGGCGGAAUGAUGCGCGGACCACCGCCGGGAAUGCGACCUCCGGGACAGUAGUUCGCCUUAUUAAAUUCGCAUUCACGUGUAUCCUAUUGUUUUGCCAUUAUGUUGUUUUAUUCCAUUUGAUCACUAGAUGGCACGCCCAUUGUUGACUGAUCUAAAAUAUUGUUGAAACGAACCUCGAGGUUGUUGUAUUGUAACCGUGUUGGUCCUUGGAUGUUAGGUUUUUUUUAUUUCGAGAUUCAGUUUGCGAAAUGUUUUUUAUGCAUUUUCGAAUUAGUAGUUAGUUUAGCUAAUGACUGACAACACCGCACGUCAUUUUAUUUGAUUUGCACGCCACUGUGUGCUGGUUCGAAGAAUAAUAUACU
Paramacrobiotus metropolitanus is the source of this 1069-nucleotide messenger RNA. Its product is annotated as small nuclear ribonucleoprotein-associated protein B-like. Gene Ontology annotation, cellular component: U4/U6 x U5 tri-snRNP complex; U2-type prespliceosome; U4 snRNP. The transcript is spliced from 2 exons. The record is from RefSeq and is a predicted model, not a curated record. The coding region runs from base 153 to 758 and encodes 201 amino acids. NCBI's taxonomy places the organism in Eukaryota, Metazoa, Tardigrada, Eutardigrada, Parachela, Macrobiotidae. Gene Ontology annotation, molecular function: RNA binding. Gene Ontology annotation, biological process: mRNA splicing, via spliceosome.